Chanos chanos (milkfish) is the source of this 1062-nucleotide messenger RNA. Its product is annotated as protein Wnt-8a-like. The coding region runs from base 1 to 1062 and encodes 353 amino acids. Gene Ontology annotation, cellular component: extracellular region. Gene Ontology annotation, molecular function: cytokine activity; frizzled binding. Lineage: Eukaryota; Metazoa; Chordata; Actinopteri; Gonorynchiformes; Chanidae. Gene Ontology annotation, biological process: cell fate commitment; neuron differentiation; multicellular organism development. The record is from RefSeq and is a predicted model, not a curated record. The transcript has 6 exons.
AUGGUCUUUUCCUUUCUUUGGCUCAUCGUGUUCUUCAUGUAUCACAAAACUCUUCCCGGACACUCCUGGGCUGUGAACAAUUUCCUCAUGACUGGACCAAAGGCUUAUCUGACGUACGCCAGCAGCGUGCAAGUCGGCGCACAAAGUGGAAUUGAAGAGUGCAAACAUCAGUUUGCUUGGGACAGGUGGAACUGCCCAGAGAGCGCGCUUCAACUGUCAACUCAUAAAGGACUAAGAAGUGCCACGAAAGAAACAUCAUUUGUCCACGCUAUCAGUGCAGCUGGGGUCAUGUACACCCUGACCAGAAAUUGUAGCCUUGGAGAUUUAGACAACUGCGGAUGUGACAACUCGAGGAACGGCAAAAUAGGCGGUCGCGGCUGGCUCUGGGGAGGAUGUAGCGACAACGUGGAUUUUGGGGAAAAGAUUUCCAAACUGUACGUUGAUGCGCUCGAGACAGGACAAGAUUCUAGAGCAGCUGUCAAUCUUCAUAACAACGAGGCUGGCAGACUCGCUGUCAAGGCGACUAUGAAACGGAUCUGUAGGUGUCAUGGCAUGUCCGACAGCUGCACAAUCCAGACAUGCUGGAUGCAACUCUCUGAUUUCCGUGAGAUCGGCAAUUACUUGAAGAUUAAGCACGACCAGGCGCAGAAAUUGGAGUUCGACAAGAGAAUGCGUGCAGGCAACAGUGCAGACAACCGAGGGGCUAUUGCAGACACUUUCAACACUAUUUCCCAGACAGAGCUCAUAUAUCUGGAGGACUCCCCAGAUUACUGCUCUAAGAACGUGACCCUGGGUCUCCAUGGCACUGAGGGUAGAGAGUGCGUGCAGCACGGGGACAGUCUCUCGCAGUGGGAGAAACGGAGCUGCCGCAGGCUGUGCAAUGAGUGUGGUUUACGGGUGGAAGAGAGGCGCACGGAGAUGGUCAGUAGCUGCAACUGCAAAUUUCACUGGUGCUGCAGGGUGAAGUGCGACAAUUGCUCUCAAGUUACAGUGAAAUAUGUUUGUGCUAGAAGACAAGGUAGUAAUGGUCAUCACAGAAGACGGAUUCGGGUGCCAAAAUAA